Sphaeroforma arctica JP610 is the source of this 420-nucleotide messenger RNA. RefSeq lists its product as hypothetical. Lineage: Eukaryota; Ichthyosporea; Ichthyophonida. The transcript has 4 exons. The record is from RefSeq and is a predicted model, not a curated record. The coding region runs from base 1 to 420 and encodes 139 amino acids.
AUGGAGGACGACGAUGGUCCGGUGGUGUUUGAGCGCGUGCUCAUGAAUGUUCAGGCGAUGUACCCAUCACCAGAGGAGCCGUCUCUGUCUCCGGAUGAGAUUAUGCAGUACGUGGAUAAGAAGAUGUUUGUGCCUGGAAGUGAUAAGUACGUGGAUAAGAAAAUGUUUGUGCCUGGAAGUGAUAAGAUUAUGCAGUACGUGGAUAAGAAGAUGUUUGUGCCUGGAAGUGAUAAGGAUCUGAGUGAAGGAGAAGAAGUGGUGAGGGGCUCCAUCGGCCUGAAGUUGGCCAAGGACUAUCCCUUCUCACAGUGUUUAACCAAAUUCCGUACGGAAGUGCGGGGCUUUCUGAGUAGGUUUGUGGAGAGCAUCAGAGAAUUACGAACCAGCGUCAGCCUGCCAGCCGACGACAAUUCAGGUUAG